This is a messenger RNA of Caenorhabditis bovis, 1269 nucleotides long. Lineage: Eukaryota; Metazoa; Nematoda; Chromadorea; Rhabditida; Rhabditidae. The record is from the annotation of a GenBank genome assembly.
AUGAGUUCGAAUCUUCAACUACCAAAGAAAAAAUGGACAGAAGCAGAAAGAGCAGCUUUAAGCAAGAAACUGGAUGAUGAUUUGGAGCAAUUUAUGGAAGAAAUGGCUGCUAGAAAAGCAGAAAAACAAGAAGAGAAAAAACCAUUUGAUUUCGAUGAGUGGUGCAAAGAAAUUGACGAGCAUCCAGCAUUCAUGAAAGAGCUCAAGCUGGGAGGAAAGUAUGGUGAAACCAUUGAAGCCCUUCAGGCAAUGAAAUAUGAGAGAGGAGAUGGAGAGGACUCGGUAAUGAAUGCUGAGGACCACAAUAAGGAAGGGAACAAGCAUUUUGGAUUCAAAAAGUAUCGAUGGGCCACAGAUUGCUACACAAAUGGUAUAAAGGAAAAGUGUCCUGAUAGGAAACUCAAUGCGGUUUUGUAUUUCAACCGAGCCGCUGCCCAGCGUCAUAUCGGAAAUUUGCGUUCGGCGAUCAAAGAUUGCGCGAUGGGACGAAAAUUUGAUCCCACACAUCUAAAGGGAGUAAUUAGAGGAGCCGAAUGCUUAAUGGAACUUGAAUAUGCAAAAGAUGCCCUAAAUUGGAUUGAAUCUAGCAAGAAACUGUUCGCGUUUCACAAAGAAACGUCGGAAAAUCCCGAUUUAAGCGAAGAAGAAAAGAAGUAUAUAGAUGACAUUGAAAAAUUGAGAGUGAAAGCUGUUGAAAUAUCUUUGAAAGAAGAAAGGGAUAAAAGAAAAUCGAGAGCCGAAGAGCGAAAAGAUACGGAAAAGAAGAAGAAGCUGCUCGAUGCUUUGAAAGCGCGAAAUUUAAAUUUAUGUCCAAGAGUUCCUUUUGAUCAUCCAGAGCUAAUGGAUAUGUCGCUUCUUACAGUAUCACUUGCACAGAUGCAUACGCACGAGUGUGUUCAAUUUGACGAUGACGGGAAUUUGGUGUGGCCCGUUUUGCUACAGUACCCAGAAACUGGUCAGACCGAUAUUUUAACGGACACGUGUGAAACAACGAGAUUGGGAGAAUUGCUGCAGGAAGUGCUUGCAAGUCCAGCAGAUUGGGAUCCGGAGCAUAAAUUCAAAUUCGAAAAUGUCCGGUUUUUCGUUUCGGAUCAAUAUGAUGAAUAUUGCAUGGAAAUUUUUGAAUGGAUGGAUUUCAAGACAAUUUUAAGUUUGCCUGGGUAUCAAAUAAAGCAUGGAUUGCCGGUUAUAAUGAUUUUUACCAAAGAAAAAGCUUCCGAAUCACUAAAACAGAUCGAUGAAACCGAAAAUAAAUACCUCUUUUCAUAA